Arabis nemorensis is the source of this 861-nucleotide messenger RNA. NCBI's taxonomy places the organism in Eukaryota, Viridiplantae, Streptophyta, Magnoliopsida, Brassicales, Brassicaceae. The record is from the annotation of a GenBank genome assembly.
AUGAGUUUCAAGAAUGUCAAAGUUCCCAAGGGUCCUGGUGGUGGUGUAAUAGCUGCGGUGGUUCUUGGUGGGCUCGGUAUCUACGGAGCCACGCACAGUCUCUACAAUGUCGAUGGAGGUCAUCGAGCCAUUGUGUUUAACCGGCUUGAAGGUAUCAAAGACAAGGUCUACCCUGAGGGUACUCACCUUAGGAUACCGUGGUUCGAAAGGCCAAUCAUCUAUGACGUUCGUGCACGACCUUAUCUAGUUGAUAGUACAUCCGGAAGCCGUGAUCUUCAAAUGGUUAAAAUUGGACUUCGAGUUCUCACCCGUCCCAUGGCUGACCAAUUACCAGAGAUUUACCGAACACUUGGCGAGAAUUACAGUGAGAGAGUUUUGCCUUCGAUCAUCCAGGAGACCUUGAAAGCUGUGGUUGCUCAGUACAAUGCAAGCCAGCUUAUUACUCAGAGAGAGGCGGUGAGUAGGGAAAUCAGGAAAAUCUUAACUCAACGAGCCGCAAGCUUCAACAUUGCGCUGGAUGAUGUUUCCAUCACGGGCUUGACCUUUGGAAGGGAGUACACGGCAGCCAUAGAAGCAAAGCAGGUGGCAGCUCAAGAGGCCGAGAGGGCUAAGUUCAUUGUGGAAAAGGCUGAACAGGACAAGAGAAGUGCUGUUAUCCGCGCUGAGGGAGAAGCUAAGAGUGCUCAGCUCAUAGGUCAAGCUAUCGCAAGCAACCAAGCUUUCUUAACGCUUAGGAAGAUCGAGGCUGCUAGAGAGAUCGCACAGACCAUCGCAAACUCGGCAAACAAGGUCUACUUGAGCUCUAACGAUCUGCUACUUAACCUACAAGCUAUGGACCUCGAUGUGAAGGAAAAGAAGUAG